Messenger RNA from Arachis stenosperma, 2664 nucleotides. RefSeq lists its product as uncharacterized. The transcript has 3 exons. Gene Ontology annotation, biological process: telomere maintenance; DNA repair. Lineage: Eukaryota; Viridiplantae; Streptophyta; Magnoliopsida; Fabales; Fabaceae. The record is from RefSeq and is a predicted model, not a curated record. The coding region runs from base 1 to 2664 and encodes 887 amino acids. Gene Ontology annotation, molecular function: DNA helicase activity.
AUGAUCGAUACUCAUAAUGUCAUAGCACAGUGUCAUCCAUCUGAGAUUUUCUCAUUGAAGUUGUAUUCGCAACGGAACGUUGAUCGAAGAAUGUACAGUGCUCCCUCUUGCGAUGAAGUUGCUGCUUUAAUUGUUGGCGAUUUUGAUUCGUCGGACCAUGGUCGUGACAUUAUUGUUCGAUCUACUGCUGGUCGGUUGCAACGUAUAUAUGAAACUCAUGCUCUAUAUUGGCCCUUACAGUAUCCUCUGUUGUUUCCAUAUGGUGAGGAUGGUUAUCAGUUGAACAUUGGUUAUCGAGGUCAACAGUCUGGAUAUGUUCCUGGAAGGAGAACAAGAGUUUCUCUCAGGGAAUUCAUAUGUUUUCGUCUGCAGAUUAGGGAGCACGAAGAUGGAAUUAUUCACAAGUGUAGGCGGUUGUUUCAACAAUUUGUUGUUGAUUGUUUCACGAUGAUUGAGUCCCAGAGGUUGUAUGACAUUAGAAUGAAGCAAAGUACAAUUAGAGGAGAAGUUCUUCAAGGAAUAGAGGAGGCUAUGCGUCGUGGUGAUGAUGAGGCUUCUUCAAUUGGGACACGAAUUAUUUUGCCUUCCUCCUUCACUGGUGGUAGACGUUAUAUGUUUAACCGUUGUCAGGAUGCCAUGGCAAUUUGUAAACAUUUUGGCUAUCCAGAUUUAUUCCUCACUAUUACAUGUAAUCCAAAUUGGCUUGAAUUCCAGCGGUUCACAGAGCGAGAGCGAAUUCCCAUCGCUGAUCGUCUUGAUAUCUCUUGUCGUGUUUUUCAUGCCAAGUUGAAGAGCCUCCUUAGUGAUCUCAAGGAAGGUGUGUUUUUUGGUCCACUUAAUGCAGGUAUGUAUACUAUUGAGUUCCAAAAAAGAGGUCUACCUCAUGCACACAUGUUACUCUGGCUUAAUAGAGAAAGCAACUUACAAAGUGUCGAAAUUGUUGAUGAAUUCAUUUGUGCCGAGCUACCCAAUCCACAGAAAUUUCCAUCUCUUUAUAAUGUCACCAAGUACAUGAUCCAUGGUCCCUGUGGUGCACUUAGACCGAGUUCUCCUUGCAUGAAAGAUGGUAAGUGCUCAAAAUUUUAUCCAAAAAGAUUCGUUGACCAAACGAGUUUUGAUGAAGAUGGGUAUCCAAUAUAUAGACGUCGUAAUAUGGGUGUGACGGUGAAAAUCAACGAUGUCGAUAUUGACAACAGAUUUGUUGUGCCAUAUAAUCCACUGUUGUUAAUGAAAUAUCAAGCUCACAUAAAUCUUGAGUUUUGUAACAAGUCAAAUGUCAUUAAGUAUCUUUUUAAGUAUGUUAAUAAGGGUCCGGAUCGGGUGACUGCAACUGUUGGAGAAAGAUAUGAUGUUGGUGAAUCUUCUCAGGUGGUUGAUGAGAUCAAACAGUAUUAUGAUUGUCGUUAUUUGUCACCUUCUGAAUCCAUGUGGAGAAUUUUUGCUUACGAUAUUCAUCAAAGAUGGCCGUCGGUACAGAGGUUGACUUUUCACUUGCCAAACCAGCAACAUGUUGUAUUCGAUGAUGCUGAUAGCACUACUCAUGUUUAUUUGCGCAACAAAGAUUUGCUUACGAUGUUUACGGGUUGGAUGAUGGCCAACAGGCGGUUCACGGAGGGGUGGUCUCUAACAUAUGUUGAAUAUCCAGGUAAAUUUGUAUACUGUUUGAAGAGCAGGGAGUGGAAACCAAGACAGAGGGGAUUCUCUAUUGGAAGACUGAGUUUCGCUCAUCCCUCAUCCGGUGAACUUUUCUACAUGCGGAUGCUUUUGAAUGUGCAGAGAGGUUGUACCAGUUUUCGAAGUAUAAGAACUGUGAAUGGUGUUACUUAUGAUACAUUUCAAGAGGCAUGUUCUGCCAUGGGUUUCUUGAUAGAUGAUAACGAGUAUGUUUCUGCUAUUAAGGAAGUCGCCGAGUUAGUGUCAGCUGCACAGUUAAGGAGGCUUUUUGUGAUCUUGCUGCUAUCUGGUUCCAUGGGAAGACCUCUAUCAGUUUGGGAGCAAACUUGGGCUUAUUUGUCUGAUGAUAUUCUUUAUCGCAGAAGACAUGAGCUGCAAUACCCUGAUCUAACUAUGAGUCAGGAUGAGUUACAAAUGUUUGGUUUGUUAGAGAUUGAGAAACUAUUGCAGAGUAAUGGAAAAUCAUUGAGAAAUUAUGCUGGUAUGCCGGUUCCUGAUAACUCUUUAGUCUCUCAAUUUAGCAAUUUGAUGCUACUACGUGAGUUACAGUAUGAUACUGUUUCUUUGUCUCGGGAGCAUGAUGCAAAUAUAUUAAAGUUAAAUGAAGAACAGAGGGUGGUCUACGAUAAAGUUAUUGAUUGUGUUUUGAAUAAGAGACAUGGAUUCUUUUUUGUGUAUGGGUUUGGUGGCACUGGAAAAACUUUUUUAUACAGAGUUUUGUCAGCUAGAUUGCGAUCUGAGAAAAAGAUUGUUAUUAAUGUUGCUUCUAGUGGUAUUGCUUCUCUGUUGUUACCGGGUGGUAAGACGGCACAUUCUAUGUUCAAUAUUCCUGUUGAGCUUACUAAAGACACUGUUUUCCGGAUUAAGAAGGAUAGCCCAAAGGCUGAGGUAUUUCGAAUUGCUGAUUUGAUUAUUUGGGAUGAGGCACCCAUGACUAACAAAUUAGCAUUUGAAGAGCUCGAUAGGACGUUGCGUGAUAUGGAGGAUUAG